Messenger RNA from Notechis scutatus (mainland tiger snake), 8885 nucleotides. NCBI's taxonomy places the organism in Eukaryota, Metazoa, Chordata, Lepidosauria, Squamata, Elapidae. The record is from RefSeq and is a predicted model, not a curated record.
UGUCGUGUUACUUGCUUUUGAAAACACUUUUCUGCUUUCUUCCUAGUCUCUUAGAUAUUCUGUUUCAAAUUAUGGAUUGAACCAACUCUUACCUGCUUUUAUUGAGAAGGAGAAAAAAAUACUUGUAUAGCUAUACAUUGAAAUUUACCAGUAGUUUGACCACAGAAGAGAUCAUCUACAUCAGUGUAAAUGAGUCAGAAUGGAUCAGGAAGGUGGGGGUGACUUCCAGAAAGCCCCUAACUUCCAGUGGAGAAACUACAAGCUCAUUGUUGAUCCUAUGCUUAAGGAUGGCCCGCACAAGAUCUACCGCUAUGACGGAGUGCAUUUCAGCACUAAUGACUCAGGUCACACUCCUGUAAAAGUUGUUCAGGAUCCGAGACAUAGGAAAUGGUCUAAAACCAGAGAUCUUUCUCUUCCUGUCCCAAAAUUUAAGCUAGAUGAGCACUACGUGGGCCAGAUCCCUCUGAAGGAGGUGACUUUUGCUCGGCUCAAUGAUAACAUCAAGGAAUCCUUUCUCUGUGAGAUGUGCAAAAAGUAUGGUGACAUUGAGGAGAUUGAGAUUCUGUAUAAUCCAAAGAAUGGCAAACAUCUGGGUCUGGCCAAGGUGCUCUUCACCAGCACAAGGGGGGCGAAGGAGACAGUCAAAAACCUGCACAACACUUCAGUCAUGGGCAACAUCAUCCAUGCCCAGCUGGACAUCAAAGGUCAACAACGUAUGAAAUAUUAUGAACUGAUUGUGAAUGGCUCUUUCACACCCCAGACUGUCCCAACUGGAAGCAAAAUGCUGAAUGAGAAGUUCUUACCUGAUUCAUCAGAGUCUCGAAGACACCAUUCGGCCAAUUCCUUGUACCCGUGUAAUACAAUGCCUUCAACGCCUGGCAAUGGCAUCCCUUGUUCUCAGGACACUCCAUACUCCAGUGGCCGACAGGACACACCUUCUUCCUAUGGCCAGUAUACACCACAGUCCCAGGGGACUCCGUAUACCCCUCGGGGAGGAACACCAUAUUCACAGGAUUCUGCCUACUCUAGCAGGCAAGGGACCCCAGGCUACUCAAGCUACCAGCCAGAAUCAACGUCCUACAAAUCGUCUCGGCAUGAGAACAGCUUUUCAGACUCGUACUUCCGCUGGCAAUAUGUUUCAUCCUCAUCUUCAUCUUCCUCCACUCACUACCGCAGCAAUGACCAUCACUACCCACCUUACAGUCAACAGUUUGGUGGUAGCAGCAGCAGCAGCAGCAGUGGUGCGGCCACAACCAGUAGUAGCCGAUAUCAGCGUCUCUCAUCCACCUCAGGGCGAUCUUCCUCCUCCUCCUCCUCUCAUCGCUCUCAUCCGAGAGAGGACUCUGGCUUCCAUUCCCGACACAGAGAACGUUCUCAACGGGAUGAUCCUACUCUUCCAUCCACCGUCACAACCACUACUCCUUCCACCUGUGUUGUCACUGCAGCUUGCUCCUCAUCUGUAACAACGGCAUCAGAAAGCAUUCAGUUCCAGAAUAGUCAUGGUUUUGCCCAGCAGAGUGUGGAACAUUUCCCAGCACCCAGUGUGAUCUACCCAUCUUACACAGCCACCCCAGAGUCCUUCUCUGUGACUGCAGAACCCCAUGCUGUGGAUCAGGAUUACCGGCUGCUCCCCACGGCAGAAACGUUUGCAGCCAACUCCCUGCCUCCCACAGAAUUUCUUUCUCAGGAAACUAAAGAGAACAUCAGUCCAGCAGUGACUGUAGCCCCAGGGAUUGAUGACCGAUCCCGUUCUCCUGCUGUGCAGACCUCACCGGCCCGAUCUGGUUCCCCUGUCCCUGAGACUACCAAUGAGAGUGUACCCUUUGCUCAGCACAGCAGCUUGGACUCCCGCAUCGAGAUGCUGCUGAAGGAGCAGCGGUCCAAAUUUUCUUUUCUCAGUUCAGACACCGAAGAGGAAGAGGAAGAGAAAGGGGGUCCCAAGGGAGCAGAGCCACAUGGCCCCUGCACCCCACCACCACCUCUUCCAGUCAGCUUUGAAGAUGUGGUGCCAGCCAUGGAUGAGGCAGCAGGAGACGAAUCCCCAAAGGCUAAUGGGCAAGACAGAGCAUCUCAGCAGUCUUCAGGUGAAGACAUGGAAAUUUCUGAAGAUGAAGCCGAAGUUGAGCCUGCAACUCCUGUGGCAGGGGUGUCCGACCCUCAUUUUUCUGUGAUGCCAUCAGUUCUGGGCCACAUGCAAUUGGGGGUGUCCUCCUUUACUUCCCACCAUCAUCCAGAACCACCGCCCUCUUAUCCAAUCCAGCCUCUCAUGUCCGUCUCCCUCCCUCACCUGGCGGGUAAAACCCAUUCACUCCCUAAUUUUGGCCAAGUCGGUCCCCGUCUUGGUCAUCGCCUGUCCGAUUUCAGAGGACGAGCAAAUGUGGUGGGUGGAGGCCGUGGUGCUCCCCACAUCUAUGACUUUGUCAACUCCAUGGAGCUCAUGAACAGGCUUGGCAACCAGUGGGGUGGGAUGCCCAUGUCUUUCCAGAUGCAAACCCAGAUGCUUAGCCGCCUUCAGCAGCUGCGCCAAAGCAAAGGCCAGUACGAGGACCCUUUCUCCUAUCACCGAGAUGCAGCUUCUUUUUGUGGUCGUCCUCUGUAUGGUGCUGGGUACUUAUUGGAGCAGGGCACUCACCACUUCCAGCGAGACCAGCUUUUCAUGCAGCAGCCAUCAGCAGUUGGGACCUCAGAGCAACAGCAACAGCAGCAGCAACAACAACAUUCCUCGGAGCAGCCGCCUCUGCCCCCUCCACAGAGGCAUCUUGAUUUCCGGACAGCUCCAUGGGGAUAUCAGGAAGAGGUGGCUCCGCUCCCACCACUUCCUGAAGAUCCACACGCCUGUGUAGUGGACAGUGUCCUUGCAAGCCUCAUGCAGGAGAUGAAGAACAUCAUGCAGCGAGACCUCAAUCGCAAGAUGGUGGAGAAUGUGGCUUUCAGCACCUUUGACAAGUGGUGGGAGUGCAAAGAGGAAAAGGCCAAGCCUUUCCAGAACACUGUUAAACAGCUAGUCAAGGAAGAGGAGAAGGACAAAACCAAACUGAAAGAACCCGCCCUUCUGUCUCUAGUGGACUGGGCCAAGAGUGGUGGGACUGGUGGCCUGGAGGGCUUUGGCUUUGGGACUGGCUUUCGAGGAGUCCUCAGACUCCCCUCCUUCAAGGUGAAAAGGAAAGAACCCUCUGAAAUCUCAGAGUGCAGCGAAGUGAAGCAGCCCUGCCCUUCUACUCCUGCUGAAGAGGAUGCGGAAGAUAAAAAAUCCUUACAAAUACCCAAAACCUCCAAGAGGGACGAUGAAAGGAUCAAAGGUCCAGGAAAGCGGCGAAAACUUUUCUGUCUGGACAGUGAAGGAGAGGAGGCAUCUGAGGACUCCUCCUCAGAGAAGGAUGAAGAGGAAGAGCGCCGUGAAGAUGAACAAGGUGCCGGAGGACACAGCAGAAAGAGGGAACAAGAUCGUGAUAGCGAUGGUUCGUCCAAGUAUUCACCUUAUGAGGAGUCUGAUGAUGACAGUGACAGCACUUCUGAUUCCGAAAGCAGCUCCUCUUCCUCAUCUUCCUUGUCAUCAUCAUCAUCGUCAUCUGAUGAGGAAGAGGUUGAGAGCAUGGAGGAAAUAGAUGGCUCUGCCACUCCACUGGAGUCAUUGGGAUGCACGGAAAAGAGAAUAUGGCCAGCAACAGGCAUUGAGAUGGGCAAGAAGUCAGAAGCAGCUCUCCUUCAAGGCCAUGUUGUUGAGGAGAAGCCUACUUUACCUCAGAAUGAUACUUUCCUAGUCCCAGCAAUAGAGGAGAAAGGUGUCUGGAUAGCCCCAGAAGAGCGAACACGACAAGAACGAUCUUCCUCACCCAUUCCACUUCUGCCACCACCCAAGAAACGCCGGAAAACAGUGUCCUUCUCAGCUCCUGGUGAGGAUGAAGGGACCUUGGAGAAGCCACUGGAAUUGGCACCUUUGGGUCUCCUAGCCCCACUGCCCCCACCUCCUCCUCCUGUCCCCAUAGAGGAAGCACAAUCUCCAUUAGUUCCUGUGGAACCCAUGCUACCACCCCAAGUGUCCUUAACUUCAGAUACCCCUGUUCUAGUUACUUGCUCCUUGCCUCCCCCAGCCUCCCCGGUAAAGCUAGUGGCUCCUCCCAGCCGCAGGCGGGAGCCGCCAAAAGCAAGUCAAAGGACAAUCAGCAACCUGCCAGCAGACCACGCUUCUCUUGUGAAGUGUUGGUCAGAGGAUAUGCCAACUGGUCGCUCCCGAAACCGUUCUCGCUCCCGAAACUCAGAACAUUUGAGGAUACCACAACCCCCAGAGGAAGAUAGACUGCACAUGCGUGAGCAGAUGGGGGCUUCCUCGCUACUGGAGCUGGCCAAUCAGCCUGACCUGGCUGUACUGGCUGAUGUGGCUCUCAAGAUGCCCACCGUUGCAGGUAGAGAAGAUUUGGAGGAGACCUCGGAUGAAUCUCAGGAGCCGAAGCGUCUGCUUCUGCCACCCGUGUUAUCCCUUGAAGUCAGCAGCAUCUUCAUGGAGCAUAACUAUACCAUGGCAGUGCGUGCAAAACCAGUAACUGUCUCCCGGAAACACGAUGAGGCAGCACUACUUGGUUCUGCUGACCUGUUGCAGAUGGAAGUAUUUAAUGAGCACAUUGGUGAGGUUCUGGAGGCUCCGGAGGAGAUAGUGGCAGAUGCCAGUGAAGUCAGAACUGAAUCUGAAGUGGGCGAUCUUGUAGCACUGGCGCCCCCAUCUCCCCAACCCCUCGAAAAGCCUAAGAUACCUGCUGUCCCAGACCAGCAGCAGCCACAGAUGAAGAAACCUCCACAUGGCCUAAAGGAGGAGGUGGUAAAGGAUCUAGGAGCAUUACCUUUUGUCCCAGAGAGUCUGUUCCCUUCUGAGAGUGAGGAGGAGGAGGAGGAAGAGGAAGAGGAUGAUGAGAGCCUUGAUAGCAGUGACGAAGGGGAGAUUCGUAGAAGAUCUCUGCGCUCUCAUUCACAUAAGCACACCCCUACCCAGCCCCCUUUUCCGCCCCCAGUCUUUGAGACCCGCAGUGAAUUUGAACAGAUGACAAUCUUGUAUGACAUCUGGAAUUCAGGGCUAGAUUUCGAAGAUAUGAAAUACUUGAGACUGAUGUAUGAGCGUUUGUUGCAUGAAGACAAUAGCACAGACUGGCUGAAUGACACCCAUUGGGUCCAGCACACCAUCACAAAUAUUGCAAAUCCCAAACGGAAGAGGAAAUUGUCUGACCUGCGGGAACAUCAAACAGGUUGUGCUCGUAGUGAGGGCUAUUACCACAUCAGUAAGAAGGAGAAGGACAAAUACGUUGACAUGUGCCCAGUCACAGUGCAGCAGUUGGACACCACUGAUACCCAGGGCACCAACCGCAUCUUGUCAGAACGACGAUCUGAGCAAAGGCGUCUGCUGAGUGCCAUCGGCACCUCUGCCAUCCUUGAUAGUGACCUUCUGAAACUUAAUCAACUGAAGUUCCGAAAAAAGAAACUCCGGUUUGGACGGAGUCGAAUUCAUGAGUGGGGCCUGUUUGCAAUGGAGCCUAUUGCUGCCGAUGAAAUGGUCAUUGAAUAUGUGGGGCAGAACAUCCGCCAGAUGGUGGCUGAUAUGCGUGAGAAGCGGUACGCCCAGGAAGGUAUCGGGAGCAGCUAUCUUUUCCGUGUGGACCAUGACACAAUCAUUGAUGCCACCAAGUGUGGCAAUCUUGCUCGUUUCAUCAAUCAUUGCUGCACGCCCAACUGCUAUGCCAAAGUCAUCACGAUAGAGUCCCAGAAGAAGAUCGUGAUCUACUCCAAGCAGCCCAUCAGCAUCAAUGAGGAGAUUACAUAUGACUACAAGUUCCCAAUUGAGGAGAACAAGAUUCCCUGCUUAUGUGGCACAGAGAACUGUCGGGGGACCCUGAAUUGAAACAGAAGCCUGGCAUUCCUAUUUAUUUUGUUUGUUCACCCCAUUUUUCACCAGUAGUUCAGCAUCUCUUCCCACAGAGCUGCCGUGGGAAAGUUCUCAGUCGCCUUAAGACCCAUCUAGAAUCUUUUAGAAGUUUUCCAUUUGCCUCUCCUCAGGUUCCUAAUCAGUGAGAAAUCUCCUUUUCUUCCAGUCAAUCAGAAAUGGUUCUCUCCUUCUCACUUACACUGGUGUUUCUGUCAUUUUUGAUCCAACUCCAAAACAGAUAGCAGUUAAACACCUCUUCCUCCUUGGAUGAAGAACGGCUUUAAUCUUAAUUGCCUACAAGUCAGUUCUGCUUUUAAAUUUAGCAAAAAGUUUGAGUCUCCUGUUCACUGAAGGGUACGUUAAACAAAAUUUAUUCCCUUCAAUUUAAGGAUCUUCAGCGUGUUGAGGUCAGUUAAUAAAACUAUAGGAAUUGCAGGGUCCAAGAAAAAACCUAUGAAGAAUUUUGAGACCAUUCAGUGUUUGAUGUUCUUGAAGGGCAUAAUGGUACAUGUAGUUAGGAGUUGAUGAAUCCUUGAGAUGUUAUAGUUGAGGUUUUUUAAAGCAUUGGAUUCGUUUAUAAAACAUAGGUUUAUUGAGAUGUAUAUGAGAACAGUUCUGGAAGGAAAUCCUUUCCUAAAUGGACUUGUUCUGAUAUUCAAAGUUUUCCCUGAACCCUUAUAGCCAAGAUUAUCCAGGGAUUAUGACUUCCCAGUUUCAUUUAGCUAUAUUUUUAACUAUGUGCAAAGAUUUUAAACUUUUCUGGGUUUAGAUGAUUUAUUCCUAAUUCCAUCUGUCAUUUUAUUCUUCCAACCACGCACUUAAGGUUACAAUAGCAAAGAUUCUGAAAAGUAAUUUUAUGGUGGCAUUCAGAUUGAACCUCCCUUUCCCUAUGUUGUGUCUGCCUUGCAAUAGGUAUUAAAAAGGAGGGGAAAUCCAAAACCCCAUAAUUAAGGGAGCCAUUUCUUUGCUACAAUUAUGGCCUCAAUAAUCUGACUCAUAGCAUAAGCUAAGACCUUACCCCAAUCCCCUUCCUUCCAUAUUUUUUUCUUAGGAGAAGAAAAUUGUGUAUAUAUCUAGUCCAGAUGGAUUGGUUGUUUCUUGUAGAAACACAUGUUUACUGCUAUGUAAAUAUUUUAUUUUUGUUGUCCACUUCAUACUGAAAAGAGAGCUGUAAAUAACGUUUCAUUAUAUUUCCUUUUCCUGCUUUUAUCUAUAUUUGCGUCAUGCCACUUUUCUUUUUAAAAUGCAACGGAUCUUUUUCCUUUUCUUAUCGUGGAGCAAAUGAAUGGGGUAUUAGAGGUCAGCAAUGCGUAUUUCAUUAGCCACUUACAUGGGAGUCAGUUAAAACAAAAGACUUUAGGCACAUCAAGCUAUUUUAGCAGGAUUUACUGUUUCUUAUGUCCUAUCACAUUCUGGUUGUUUUUAUGUAUGUUUCUAAACUGCUGCACUGAGAUGGCAGUUCUGUUGAGGGCUUCCGCCCCCCCCCCCCCCCAAAAAAAAAGCAGACUCCCUAGAGUUAAGGUAUAUUGAACGGCUUCCAACUUCCCCAACCUGAAUGUCUGAAUAUACAUUGCAGAGAAAACGACAUAUGUUUUGCAAAUUCUGCUUUAAUAGUGGGGACAUAAGUGGGAAAGAGGAGUCAUGCUUUUAGGAUAAGCUUGGGGUGAGAUGCCCAUAAACAUAAACUUACACACACAAAACGGGAAGCCACUGAGAAGGUGACUUGAUUCCUUAUCCUGGCCUUCAGGAAAAAAACAGAAUAGAAUAGAAGGCAGUCUCCUGUUGAUGUCACCAGUUAAUCCCAUUUCUGGGAUAAGCAUUACCUAAUAACACCCAUAGCCUUUCCUUUUCAACUGUUUUUUGCCCACCCCAGUAACCUGUUGGAAAUGAACCAGUUUAGGGAUAGUGAAAGUAGGAGCUGAAGACCAAAUGUUUAAGUGUGUCUCUUUUAUCUCUUUUUCCUGAAAAUGGCUCAUUCCUCAUAUUGUUAUUGUUUAAUGAAUACGUUGGGAACAUGGAUUUAAUUAAAGUUUAUUUCAACAUUUGAAGUCUAAUGAAGGAGGUAGUUAAAUGGCAUCUUCUCAUUGCACUAUAUGCUGGUCAGUGUUUUAUGCUGAAGGUAUCUCAUUUUGGUGGAAGUCUGCUCCUGCUCAGUUUGGGCCCUUGGAGAAGAAAGUUCUACAUUUUGAGAUUUUUCAGAUCUAUUUCUUUCGCAGAAUGCAUUAGAUAAAUAGUUUACACCAUCCUGAAGAGAUUGUUUGGGAUCUUAAUUUUCUUCUAAUAGUCUUAACUAGCUAAAGAAGUGUGAGAAAACCCAAUGUUUUGCUUUAUAGGCUGACCAAAGGAAAUUUUCAGGUGGGCUAGAGUUUGAAUUUGCAGUGGUAGUCUUGCGCAGACUUGCCACACUCAGCUGGAUAACCUUUUGCUUAUCAUGUCAUGUGGUUUUGUUGUCUGCAUUUUCCCCCUUACAAUGUUCUUAAAUGUUGAAAACAAGGAAGUUGCGGCCACCCAUUUUAGUUUGGAGAAGUGGAAAGUCUAAAUCACCUGAGAAAAGAGUAAGGAUGAAUGUGGAGAAAUAGUGUAAACAUUCACACAAAUACGUAGCAUCAUAGUUAUCUCAGUCCUAAAGUACCAAUUUCUCUAGGCCUUGGUUUGCCAAUGAGGGCUGACUUUGAUAUCACAUUCUAUAAUAGCAGACUUUGUUGUUUUGUUUUAACUACAUCCUUCCAGAUAUUUGUGUCUGGGUGAUUCUGCAACUGCUUUCUGACUGGCCAUGAGAAUUGACCCUAGAAACAAUUCCAACCAUUUCCCCUUUUUCUAUUCCUUACUUUCCAAAUGUGAUUUUCCUCUGCUCAGAUGGCUAUGCACUUGGGGGGGGGGGGGGGGGGGGACAUAUGUGUAACCUACAUUACUAAAUUGUGAAUUAAAGCAAUUAUAGUUGGAAUCACCCAUUCCAUCUAGCCUGUCCUUCAAGUCU